Porites evermanni is the source of this 933-nucleotide messenger RNA. The record is from the annotation of a GenBank genome assembly. Lineage: Eukaryota; Metazoa; Cnidaria; Anthozoa; Scleractinia; Poritidae.
AUGCAUUGCCAUUUGCUGCCUGAAAAGCACGUUUAUGGUUUAAUAGUUGUGAAUGUUUUGUCGACCUUCAUUGGCACUGUUGGCAACGUGUUGGUGAUUUGUACAGUUUAUUGGAAUGGCAGUCUACAAACGAUUUCGAAUUUCUGGUUGGUGAGCAUGGCUGUAGCUGAUUUACUUGCCACCGCCCUUGGACAUCCUCUCUUGUCAGUUUUCCUGGGUCUUCAAAUCAGAGGUGAUUGCAAUGAGACUGUGUCUCAAGCGUUCCGUCUGAUCGCAAACAUCUCAUGCUCGGCGUCAGUUCUUCAUUUGUGCUUCAUAAGCAUGGACCGCUGCUUGGUUAUCCUAAGGCCUUACAAUUUCAGAGUGAUUCGAACAAAACAGCGCUUCAAGAUAGCGAUGGCGAUCGCGUGGGCGCUACCCGCCGUUUACGGCGUGUUACGCUUGACGGUCAGCAAAGCAGCAACGUCUUAUUUCACGGUUGUUGCCGUCGGACUUUGUUACAUAGCGAUAAUCGUAUGCUACACUCUAAUUGUCAUCAAAAUCACAAAACACGGCUCAACCACGUUAAAACGUUGUCGGAAGAGAAGAUCCUCGGAGUACCUGGUUGAGCGUCGUGUGACAGUCACUAUAGCGAUCGUUGUUGUUAUUUUCACGAUUUGCUGGUUUCCUUUAUUGUACCUGCGCUCCGCAUUCGCUGAAGAAAACUUCGGUGUUACUUAUAACUGGGCAAGGACUUUGGCGCUCACUAACUCAUCUCUAAACCCGUGGAUUUAUUGUUUCAGAAUAGCUGAGUUCCGUCAAGCCUACAGAGAAUUGCUAAGGUGUCAGUUAAAAUCCGCCUGCAGUGGAGAGGGUGAGCGUCGCCAACGCGAGGUAAACACUGUUCAAUCAAGCGAACUGGAAAUGGCGUAUCAAGUUGGUAGUGCCGUUUGA